AUGAAAUCCCUUUGCAGUUUGCAGCCUCAUCAAUUCUUGAAAUUAGACAUCCUAGUAUUGUGAGUAAAGAUAUGGCAACUUCUGGUGUUGGUGGAGACAAAUACAGAUCCUACUUGACUGAGGAGGAGCUCAAGACCACACAAUGGAACGCUGGUCCUCCUAAUUACGACGUGGUCAAUAGGCUCUUUGAAGAAGGGAGAACCAAAGUAUGGCCUGUUGGAUCAUUAGAGGAGAAAGUGCAGAAUCUUGUCAAGACAUGGGAAAUGGAACUGGUCCAUAAGGCCAAUCCGGAUGACUACAAAACACUUGAUGCUAACAAGUUUGUUCUCGGCAUCAAUGGCAAAAAGUAUUUUACACUGGAGGAGGUGGGAAAGGUAGGUGGAAGCUACAACGUGUUCUUGCAAACUUCAUUGCCACCGGCAUUGAGGUCCUACGACCCUGAUCAGGAGUCGUACGAGUCGUCCCAGUCUGCUUUCAAGACGGUAUUCCCUCGAGGAUUUGCUGUUGAAAUUCUUCAAGUUUAUUCGGGGCCUCCGGUGAUUGCCUACAAGUUUAGGCAUUGGGGUUACAUGGAGGGACCGUUCCAAGGACAUGCUCCCACCGGAGAAUUGGUUGAAUUCUUUGGGACAGCAAUUUUUGAGUUGGACGAAAACUCCAAGGUCGUGAAAGUUGACUUCUUUUUCGACCGUGGAGAACUGCUGGCGGACCUUAUCAAGGGGGAAAGAACUGGUGAAGCUUCAAGCAAUGCGCCCUCAGGCUCAGGCUCACGCUGCCCUUUCAUGGCUUAAGCAUCAAUUGUCUCUACCUUUAUUUUUAUUUUUAGACGUAUUUUCUGUGACUAAAUUUGGAAUAAUUUCAAUAGAUGGGUUCAUCAUGUGUCCUUUGAACUAUUGUAAUUCAAAUUUGUUUGUAUUUUAAUUAAGAGUUAAAUUUAUUUUAACC
This is a messenger RNA of Sesamum indicum (sesame), 942 nucleotides long. Its product is annotated as pathogen-related protein. NCBI's taxonomy places the organism in Eukaryota, Viridiplantae, Streptophyta, Magnoliopsida, Lamiales, Pedaliaceae. The record is from RefSeq and is a predicted model, not a curated record.